Messenger RNA from Eimeria mitis, 606 nucleotides. RefSeq lists its product as uncharacterized. The record is from RefSeq and is a predicted model, not a curated record. NCBI's taxonomy places the organism in Eukaryota, Apicomplexa, Conoidasida, Eucoccidiorida, Eimeriidae.
AUGUCCAGACACCCGCAGCACCAGCCAACAGCGCUCAAGACGCCCCAUCCUCCCCUAACCCCUCUUGUCCGCCUUCGAGAAGCGCUCACGCCCCCCACCUCCCGCUACCCCACCCGCUCCUCCUUGGGCAACUCACCUCGUAUCGACUUCCGGGCGAUUGCUGGACUUCGCUCUCAACAAGCGCGCGUUCGACGUCACUCAUUCCCCGGCCCGUCAUCCCGGUUGCCGACCCAGCCCCGGGCUACGUUGGAAACGCAACCCCGUACGCCCAACCCUCCGGCCUCUCCAACUUCCCCGCCGAGCACGGAGCAGCCGGUCGUCACCGCGUACACAGAGUCGGUUCCGGAUUCGCCCUCCGUAUCAGACUUCCUGACCCCCCAACGCUGGGAGGAGGGUUACAAACGCUGCCCCGUCUUUCGGGAUAUCGUUCUUGCGCCAGACCGACAGGACUCGGUGGAAUUUCCUCACCAGCUUCAGGGCAGACGCUACCGCUUCAAGUUCUGCCGCCUUAUCUACAUGUCUGCAUCCAUGGCCUAUGGCGCAUCUGCCCCCCAACUUUGCCUGAAUUCCUCUCACACCUCCUCUACCGCCACCACGACCAUGUAA